Messenger RNA from Lactuca saligna, 510 nucleotides. NCBI's taxonomy places the organism in Eukaryota, Viridiplantae, Streptophyta, Magnoliopsida, Asterales, Asteraceae. The record is from the annotation of a GenBank genome assembly.
AUGGUCAUUGAUACAGAAGAAGAAUAUGAAUUGGAGCAUAUGAAGGACCUUGAAGAGGAGUCUAAUCAGUCACUCAAACCGUAUCGACCACUUCUUCCUUUCCCAUCUCGUGCCAAUGAAAAUUUGGUGAAACAAGAAAACACGAAGUUCCUUAAGCAUGAUGAAUUUGAAUGCAUGAAGGAAGAAGAGUGGGAGGAAUGGGAGGAGCCUUUACUAAAAGAGCAAUUGGAAAAAGAAGUGAAUUAUUCAAAACCUCCAGUGUCAACGCCAAUGAUGUUUGAGGUGUUUGAUUUUACAAGACCACCAAAUCUAGUAAUAGAGGUGAUUGAAGAACAAGACGUAGAGAGUGAUGAGUCUCAUUUUGACAAGAAAAACCCGAAAAGAAACAAGACAAAAUCUAAAUACACGAGAAUGAGGAAAGAACCCAAGCAGAAACAUAAAGAAGAUGUCAACUCAACAAUGCAAGAAAGUUCAAUAAAGGAAUUCAAUAGAAGAGUUGCUUACAAAUAA